GUUCAUGCACUGGGGAGAGACAACUUACCGAGAAUGGACGACGCCGACAAAAUGCUUUAUCUUCAAGCUACCAUUUGCUAAGUGAUACGCAAGACCUCUCCAGUGCCCAGAGCAGGUACAGUGACAAUAAACGAUGUAGCACUUGCAGGAUAUCAUAUUCCAAAAGGAACUACGAUUAUGGUCAAUAUUGCUGAAAUUCACAAAGAUGAGCGAGAAUGGCUGCAGCCACAUAAAUUCAAGCCAGAGCGUUUCUUAGAUGAAGAUGGGAAGUUUGUUGGAUGGACAAAGUAUCCUGUAUUUAUGCCGUUUGGUUUAGGUCGAAGAAAAUGCGCCGGAAUAUUGUUUGCAAAGAUCAUGUUAUUAACGUUUGCUGCAGCAUUAUUGCAACAACUCAAGUUUGAGCUUCCAGAAAGAGCAAAGAAACGGGAUGAAGAUGGAUCACGUUGGGGAAUCAUUAAUGAUCCUGAUGAUUUUCAGGCUGUUGCCACGAAAAGGUUUUGAGAAGUUUAUAUAUAUAAAUACUUCACAUAAAAUCAAAUAAAAGCGUGGUUAAUGUUACAGGAUAUAUAUCUGCAUGCUACUAACAAUAUUUCAAUAUACUUGACGACUAUUGUUCUUUUAUGAUUUUGCCAAGAUAACUAUUAAUAACAAGGACUGUGUACAAUAGCAAUAACUCGGAAAUAAAGCUUUAUAAACGUUA
Molecule: messenger RNA, 700 nt
Organism: Xenia sp. Carnegie-2017
Lineage: Eukaryota; Metazoa; Cnidaria; Anthozoa; Malacalcyonacea; Xeniidae
Product: steroid 17-alpha-hydroxylase/17,20 lyase-like
Exons: 1
Coding region: 178-501 (107 amino acids)
Biological process (GO): hormone biosynthetic process; progesterone metabolic process
Molecular function (GO): heme binding; iron ion binding; steroid 17-alpha-monooxygenase activity
Source: RefSeq, a predicted model, not a curated record